AUGACCACAGGACAUUCACAUGAAAUAGAGUUUUACAAUGAUGCUUACACCGUGAAUAUGGAGAAGAAAACCUGCGGUUGUGGCUAUUGGCAAUUGAAUGGACUACCUUGUAUGCAUGCUAUGUGUGUCAUCACAACAACAAAGCUGAAUCUCAAUAAUUAUGUAUCAGAUUACUAUCUCACCUCUACAUGGCGCCAACUCUAUUCUACUGGUAUGAAGCCGGUUCAAGGUAUGAAACUGUGGCCACGUUUAGGUCGGUUACCCAUGCUACCUCCUCCUUCAAGAUUCAAUCGAGGAAGGCCUAAUACACAUGCUAGGAGGAAAGGUCCUCAGGAGUCAGCCACUAAUCCACAUAAGCUUACACGGCAUGGUCGUGUGGGAACAUGUUCAAAUUGUCGCAAAGAAGGUCACAACAAGACUAGGUGUCCUAAUCCCACUGCAGCUCCUCCACCUAAGCGUCCAAGAGGUCGUCCAAGGAAAGCACAGGGAGAGUCUUCGUCUUUUGGAGCUUCUCAAGCUUCUCAAACUUCUCAACCUUCUCAAGCAUCACAAGGAGGAGGAGGAUUUGGCUUCUCUUCCUAG
Messenger RNA from Brassica oleracea var. oleracea, 582 nucleotides. RefSeq lists its product as uncharacterized. The transcript is spliced from 2 exons. Gene Ontology annotation, molecular function: nucleic acid binding; zinc ion binding. The record is from RefSeq and is a predicted model, not a curated record. Lineage: Eukaryota; Viridiplantae; Streptophyta; Magnoliopsida; Brassicales; Brassicaceae. Bases 1 to 582 code for a protein of 193 amino acids.